This is a messenger RNA of Corythoichthys intestinalis (scribbled pipefish), 3217 nucleotides long. Its product is annotated as pleckstrin homology domain-containing family A member 2-like. Lineage: Eukaryota; Metazoa; Chordata; Actinopteri; Syngnathiformes; Syngnathidae. The record is from RefSeq and is a predicted model, not a curated record. Bases 472 to 1728 code for a protein of 418 amino acids. The transcript is spliced from 13 exons.
UUGAGGUGAAAACUUGCAAUUUGUGUCUGCUAGUUCCUCAAAUGAGCAGAGGAGGAGGGGACGGAGGAUCAUAUCCGGGGUUGGUUUUAUUCUAAUAACGAAACGUGCAACCCGGAAAGAAGAACGAAGCAGAAGACGCCUGUUGCGUUAUCCGCUCACAAGAACAAAUAGGCAGGGCGGGCUCGGGGCUCUGGUACUGACCGAAAAGUUGUUUUGGAACAAGUCGGCUUUCGUCAUGUUGUUCCGCUGUCUCAAGUGUGCCUAGUAGCCGACCUGGACGCUGGUUUCGUUGUUGGGACAAGACACUGCGAGGCGGGUUGCAAUUCACGCCCCAGACCACAGGGUGGCGAGUGAGCAUAUGGUGAAAAAACAGGGACUGCACAAGCGGGCAUGCAAUUCAAGUCCAUGUGCACCAGGAGGAAGGUGUAAGACUCCGUUCAGGCCACAGCAGUGAUAUGUGAUAGCGGCAGCAUGCCGUACGUGGACCGUCUGAACCGCGUGUGUGGCUUCCUGGACAUUGAAGAGAAAGAGAACAGCAGCCGUUUCCAGAGGCGUUACUUCAUCCUGGACACACAGGGGAAUGCUUUGCUGUGGUACAUGGACAACCCUCAGAACCUGCCCAGUGGAGCAAGUUUUGUUGGCAGCCUAAGACUAACAUACAUUUCGAAGGUAAAUGAAGCUACAGGGAAGCAGAAGCCAAAGACAGAGUUCUGCUUUGUCAUCAACGCAGUAUCCCGAAGGUACUUCCUCCAAGCCAAUGAUGUGACAGACAUGAGGGACUGGGUCACUGCUCUCAACCAGGCUAGCAAAAUUACUGUCCCCAAGUCUGGUCCUGCACCUCCAAGAUCUGAUGUGGCCGCAUUUAUCAGUGACAUUUAUGGAGGGGGGAAGCAGCAGGCAUACAAAACUGAGAUCCACGGGGGUGUAGUGGUGCACACUCCCAUUCUGAAUGAGGGCAACAAGCCUGGUGUGCUGCGGUUCGGCUACUGUGUCAAACAAGGCAACGUUAGAAAAAGCUGGAAGAGACGCUUUUUUACCCUCGAUAACAAUGCAGUCAGUUACUACAAGUCUGAGAUGGACAAAGAGCCUCUGCGAGCCAUUCCCCUCAGGGACAUUCAGAAAGUUCAUGAAUGCCUCGUCAAGUCGGGAGAGCUCCUGCAGAGAGACAAUCUGUUUGAGAUCAUCACCGGAUCCCGAACAUUCUACAUACAAACUGACUCUCCAGAGGAUAUGCAUGGCUGGAUCAGGGACAUCGAGAUGAAGAUUCAAGACUUUCGAGGUCCUACCAAGGGAUUUUCAUUCAAACGAGGUUCAUCUCUCUAUCGAAGUCACAACGCUUCUGCAAGUCGAAGUUAUCAGACCGUCGAAAAGCGGCCUACUCUCGUCAAAUCGUGCUCUAUUGCACCGGGUUGGCAGCCGUGGACACCUAUCCCUGCAAAUGAGGCCUCUAUUUUGGAUGCGGAGGACAAUGACAGUGCUUUUAGCCCUGUUCCUACAAUGGCCUCGCUGUCUUCCUCUCCUAACUCUUCCUCCACGUCUUCCUCCUCCAACUCUCUCUCAACCCUAGCCUCUUACCCCAGCGUGCCCAGUAGUGGAUUGGGCAUCCUCACGGCCUCAGGAGACGUGGCAUGCGGGCGUCGGAGGCAUCGCUCGCAGCCUCAGCCUCACACGGGCUGCAUGUUCCCAUUCAGCUUGGAUGAUGACAACAUUCGUACCACUGAUGUCUAGAUUCCGUGGUUCUUGUUACCUAUUUUGACAUGAAUGUGACUGGUUCUUGUUGUAUUCCUAACCUCUACUAAUAAUGUCACCCUGUGUCAAUGUCACGACAAGCGACGAGCGCCCCCAGAUGAUCAUAUUACAGAUGACGUGGGGACCAAAGUACAGUUGUGGUCAAAAGUUUACAUACACUUGUGGAGAACAUAAUAUCAUGGCUCUCUUGAGUUUCCAGUUAUUUCUACAUCUCUGAUUUUUCUCUGAUAGAGUGAUUGGACCAGAUACUUUGUCACAAAAAACAUUCAUGAAGUUUGGUUCUUUUAUGACUUUAUUAUGGGUGAAAAGAAAAAAGUGAUCAAAUCUGCUGGGUCAAAAAUAUACAUACAGCAGCGGUAAUAUUUGGUAACAUGUCCCUUGGCCAUUUUCACUUCAAUUAGGCGCUUUUGGUAGCCAUCCACAAGCUUCUGGCAAGCUUCUGGUUGAAUCUUUGACCACUCCUCUUGACAGAAUUGGUGCAGUUCAGUUAAAUUUGAUGGCUUUCUGACAUGGACUUGUUUCUUUAGCAUUUUCCACAAGUUCUCAAUGGGGUUUAAGUCAGGACUUUGGGAAGACCAUUCGAAAACCUUAAUUCUAGCCUGAUUUAGCCAUUCCAUUACCAUUUUUGAUGUGUGUUUGGGGUCAUUGUCAUGUUGGAACACCCAACUGCGCCCAAGACCCAAUCUUUGGGCUGAUGACGUUAGGUUAUCUUGAAGAAUUUUAAGGUAAUCCUCCUCCUUCAUUAUCCCAUUUACUCUCUGUAAAGCACCAGUUCCAUUGGCAGCAAAACAGCCCCACAGCAUAGUGCUGCCACCACUGUGCUUGACGGUAGGCAUGGUGUACUUAGGGUUAAAGGCCUCACCUUUUCUCCUCCAAACAUAUUGCUGGGCAUUGUGGCCAAACAGCUCGAUUUUUGUUUCGUCUGACCACAGAACUUUCCUCCAGAAGGUCUUAUCUUUUUCCAUGUGAUCAGCAGCAAACUUCAGUCGAGCCUUAAGGUGCCGCUUUUGGAGCAAGGGCUUCCUUCUUGCGCGGCAGCCUCUCAGUCCAUGGAGAUGCAAAACACACUUGACUGUGGACACUGACACCUGUGUUCCAGCAGCUUCUAAUUCUUGGCAGAUCUGCUUUUUGGUGAUUCUCGGUUGAAUUUUCACCCUCCUGACCAAUUUUCUCUCAGCAGCAGGUGAUAGCUUGCAUUUUCUUCCUGAUCGUGGCAGUGACAAAACAGUGCCAUGCACUUUAUACUUACAAACAAUUGUUUGCACUGUUGCUCUUGGGACCUGCGGCUGCUUUUGAAAUGGCUCCAAGUGACUUUCCUGACUUGUUCAAGUCAAUGAUUCGCUUUUUCAGAUCCAUGUAUGUAUAUUUUUGACCCAGCAGAUCUGAUCACUUUGUCUGUUAACCCAUAAUAAAGUCAUAAAAGAACCAAACUUCAUGAAUGUUUUUGUGACAAAGAAAUAUCUGUUCC